Micromonas commoda is the source of this 4059-nucleotide messenger RNA. Its product is annotated as det1-like protein. Lineage: Eukaryota; Viridiplantae; Chlorophyta; Mamiellophyceae; Mamiellales; Mamiellaceae. Bases 1 to 2910 code for a protein of 969 amino acids. The transcript is spliced from 2 exons. Gene Ontology annotation, molecular function: ubiquitin protein ligase binding; ubiquitin-like ligase-substrate adaptor activity. Gene Ontology annotation, biological process: protein ubiquitination; positive regulation of proteasomal ubiquitin-dependent protein catabolic process. The record is from RefSeq and is a predicted model, not a curated record. Gene Ontology annotation, cellular component: cullin-RING ubiquitin ligase complex; nucleus.
AUGGAGGCGCUGGCGGGCGCCACCUUCAACCUCCAUCACAAGCUCCGCGCGAGGGAGCUCACGGCGGCGCGCCCGGGGGCCUCCACCCAUCGUUCGCGGAGGUUCUACGAGAGCGUGUUCCCCACGGAGACGGUCGACCACGUCACCGUCCCUGACGACGCCAACGUCAUGCGCUUCACCGACGACGGAAGGUACCUCAUCUGCGUCAGCAGGAACCAGCGCGAGUUGGUCGUGUACAGGUACGUGGGCGGCCGGGGCGGCGGAUCGAAACGCGCCGCCCCACCCGCGGGAAGGGGAAGAACUCCCCCGGCGGAACCCCAGGCCCCAUCGGGAGACCCCGCCCCCGCGGACGACGGCACAGGCACAGGCACAGGCGCAGGCACAGCUGACGACACAGCUGGCGACAAUGACCCGAGGCGCCGAGCCGAGGACGCGUUCGCCGCGUACUUUGAGCACGCCUUCUCCCGCCCGUUGGUCAUGGACGACGCGGACUUACUCAGCAAGGACUUCGCGCUGACGGUCCUGGACGGCGAUUACGUCAUCGUGGCGUCGUCGACCCAACCCGAGGUUAGGACAGACGGCGACGGCGAAGGAGGACACGAAAUCGCCGACGCCGGCGCCGCGGCGGCGGCGGCGACAAACGCCCCAAACGUCGGUGCCGCCGUCCGUCCGCCGCGCCCGGCUCCUGAUGCCGCCGAUGCCGCCACGCGAGGCGCCGCCGCCGUGGAGCGCGCGAGGGAGGAAGGCGCGGCGGCGCGCGACCGUCUCGUGGCGGCGGGACCGACCGGGGUUGGCGGCGUCGACCCCGGCGGGCGAACCGUCGAGCUGCCCGCGUCGCCCGUGAUGCAGAUCGUCGCGUUUCACCUCGUGCGCCUCCGCGACGGCAAGCUCUGCGACCGCGUGGUGUUCCGGGACGAUUACAUACGGCUGAAGCGCGCGCAAGGGCUGAGCGCGGUGAGGGUGAGCGCGGACGCGACGCUGCUCACGGUUUUAUCGCUUCGGCGGCAGGCGUUUCACGUGCUGCGGUGCGAGCGGCGGCGGCGGCGGAACGGGGCGGGCGCGGGAGGGACGGCAGGCGGCGGGUCGAGGCGGCGGUGGGGUGCGUUCGACGGCGUGACGCAGGGUUUCGGCGGCGGCGAGGGCCUGGUGGACGACGGGAGGGACGGCGGGGGCGACACAGCUGGCGAUUCAGCGUGCGAGGAACUCGCGCCGGUUUCCCCGGAUGAGGAGACGGCUGGGUUCGUCGUCGUCAGGCCGCCGAUCGGCGCGAGAUGCGAGCCCGACGACGACGUACCGCUCCGCGCGCAGGACGCCGCGGAGGCACGUUGGCGCGAGCGGCGCAGGGAGGCGGAGAGCGACGCGGACGACGAGGGAGACGAGGGAGACGGAAACAUCCGGAGGGAAACAUCCGGGACCUCCGAUCGCGUCCCGAUGCCCAGCGGCGCGUCGCAUCCAUCGAUGGGUUGGUCCGACCCGCGCUCGCCGAUGUACACGGGGUUGAAGCAGAAGGUGAUGACCCGCGCCUUCCUGGAGGCUCGCAGGAGGGACAACGAGGAGUGGCAGCUGUACGCCGCCGACGCCGCGGUUUUAGCGGUGGAGGAGGAGCGGUUACGGCGUAACCGAGUCCCCCGCGGGUUCCUCGAUCAACUGGGCUGGGGCCCGGGCCACGACUCCGGGCUCCACGGCGGAGGCGUCUCGUCGUACGGGCACGGGCGGGCGGCUCGCGAUGGAGCCGGGAGCGACGACGGCGAAGGAGACGGCGGCCCCGGCGGUUCGCAACCGAAGGAGCCGCCGGCGCCCGAGCCCGGGAACUACGGCAUAGCCGCCGGGAAGAAGCGCAAACGCGCGUCGUCGUCGUUCUCGUUCCCGGUGGGCCUCCCGCGCGCUGGCCUCGGCGUCGCCGCGCGUCUCGAGCGGCCCCGCAACCGGCACGUCUCCGCGUUUCGUUCCAGGUACUGGUACUACGCCGAGUGGAUGUGCGCGUGGCACUGCGGUUUUCUCGACGCGGGCCACGUCGCGGUGCGGAUGGGCACCGCCGACGACGUCCUCGCGUGGGGUCGACGGGCUACGAACGGGCGCGGCGGCGCGGCGGGUGGCGGGGACUACAACAGGUGUCCGGCGACGGUGCUCGUGGCGGUGGUGAGGCUGAGCGACGGGGCGGUGGUUCACGUCGGGGAUCUGCGGGGGGAAGGGGGCGGACUCCUCGGCGUGGAGUCGUCGUCCGAUUAUAAUUAUCGGGGGGACGCUGGGGAGGGGAAGCGGGCGAAUAUCGGGGGGGGGAUCGGCGUGGAGUGGCCCUUCGGCGAGGAGCCGCCCCCGGCGGAGGGGACCGAGUGGGCGAGACUCGCGCCGUGCACGGCGUCGGCCCCGCGCCUGCCCGCUACGUGCGCGGUGGGUCCUGCUCGGAGCCGGACCGGACCGGGCUCCUCGGGAGCCGCGAGGUUCGAGUGGCCCAAGACCCCGCCUCUCCCCGCCGGUCACUGGUGCGCGUCCCCUUACCUCGACCCCGCGCUCUUCGACUUCGACAGGAGGGCGAUCGCCCCCGACGAGAGGCCUCGGGGGGCGUCGGAGCUGAGCCUUCGGUUUUCCGCGCCGCGCGCCGCGGUGGCGAGGGUGCGAGCGAGGGUCGAUCGAGACGCCGCUCGACAAGUAUCGGACAAAGAGCCCGAAAGUUACGGGAAGGACGGGGACGGGGACGGGGACGACGACGACGCGUGGUUGAACGCGCUGGUCGGCGGGCGGGGGAUAAAGAGCCUUCGGUUCAAGCUCCCGCCGAGCGCGGGCGCCGCGGCGACGCAGCGGAUGAAGCGCAGCGUGUCGCACAUGUUCCAUCCCGUGUUUCCCUUUGCGAUGUCGGUGUCGCACGCGUUUAUGCACCCGCAGGUGGUGAGCUUCCACUUCCGCGAGUGAGGAGGAGACGCGGGUGCCGAGUGAAACCUCUUUCUCGAGAGUGGCGACGACGAGGGCGCUACGGCGGUGGGAGACGAACGCGGCGUCGGCGAGUAACGCUUAAACACGCGAGUAACGCUUAACACGCGAGUGACGCUUAUAAAACUAAAAGUGAAAUCUUCGCGCAGCCGCCGGUGGCCGAGCGGUCCUCCCGCGCCCCCGCGCCGCCCCCCGCGGGUCUCACGUCCGGCCCCCCGGGCCGGUCCCGUCGCCGUCACCGAUAUCCUCAUCCGCGGACCGAUUCGUGCCGAUCGAACCCGAGUCGGUCGCCGCCCCCGGCUGCCCCCGGGUCGCCAGCUGUGUCGGGUCGCCGGCUGUGUCUCGGCAAGCCGUCGCAAACUCGGCGCGGAACCCCCGGGUGUUCAUCAGCCACAGCGCCGGCCACGCGAUCGCCAUGAGCGCCCUGGCGCCCGCGCGGUAGGUGGUCCGUUCGAAUCCCGCGAGGAACUUUUUCGUGUACUUGACGUACGCCGCGACCGCCGCGGCGAGCGCGAGCGCGCCCCACAGGGACCCGCCCGCGAAGGGGUUGAGACCGAACGAUGCGCCGUGCACGGGUCCCCCGAACGUGGUGACGCUCUCGCUGUAGUAGUACUUGCUGUAUCCGCCGCCCGGGAGCUGCUUCUCCGAGCGCUCCUCGCGCCUGUACGUCCGGGGGGUUCCGAAUGCUCCGGUCGACGCCUCCUCUUCCAUCCGUCUCGAGAGGCUGUCCGCGCUUCGGAACGACUCGUCCAAGUCCCGCAUCAUGCGCUGGUUCUGGCGGUAAAAGUCGGCCAUCGUGCGGUCGAAGGCGUCGAACCCUAAGGGAUCGUCGCCCCCGCCGCGGGACGUCGACGGGCCGAGGCUGGACCCGUCCUCGGCCCUGACGACGAGCCGCGCGGCGCGGGGGCGGUGACGAGCGCGGCGAAACCUCGCGGCGCCGACGCUGAUGCUGGGCACCCUUUUUUGAUGACGGGGAUCCGGGGCGCGCCGCUCAACGCCCUGUCGCGUCGCCGACGUCGACGCGGCGGACGCGCAUCGAGCGGCGAUCGCCUGCAUCGUCGGGAUAUAUCGGAGGAUGUCGAGGCGCUUCUCGGUCGGCCUCCCAGACGCUCACUCACGGGCGCCUUCCUC